GUGGGGUUCAGGGAUGUGGUGAAACGGCCGUUCCGCUUGGAGCCAGUUCCUGCCUGAUAGGAGACCAGCUGGGGAGCCUGGCCUUUCCUCUGCUGGUACCAGAACAGAUAUGGAGGCAUCGAUGUCUGCCAAGUGGACUUUGGCUUCACCUGGAGGAUGGUGCAGGAAGAGAUGUCACCUGGAUCAUUUCCUUUGGCUGAGCCGAUGGACCUGGACAUAUGGGAGGACAUGGAAAAUGGGACGAGUGUGGAAGAGUUCAUCCUUCUUGGCUUCCCAGGCACGUGGCAUUUCCGGGUCUGCCUUGUGGUGCUAUUUGCCCUGAUCUACUCCCUGACAAUAAUGGGCAACACAUCCAUCAUAGCCCUCGUGUGGACAACCCGGAAACUCCAGACGCCAAUGUACUUUUUCCUCUGCAAUCUCUCCUUUCUGGAGAUCUGGUACACUACGGGCGUUGUUCCCAAAGCCAUAGGAGUCCUGCUGGGAACAAGCCAGACCAUCUCCUUCCGUGUCUGCAUCCUCCAGUUAUUCUUUUUUUUCUCCCUGGGCUCCACUGAGUGUUUUCUCCUGUCUGUCAUGGCCUAUGACCGCUACUUAGCCGUGUGCUGCCCCCUGAGGUACAGCUCCCUCAUGAGCAGGGGCCUCUCUGCUCGCCUGGUGCUCGGCUCCUGGCUGGGAGGCUUUCUGGCCAUCUCCCUGCUGGCCUUCCUGACCUCCAGGCUGACGUUCUGUGGGCCGGAUGUCAUCAAUCAUUUUCUCUGUGAUAUCGAUUCCUGCCUCGCCCUCUCUUGCAGUGACACGUGGCUCCUGGAGCUGGCAAGCUUCCUAGUCUCCAUCGUUGUUGUGGUGGCCUCCUGUGUGGGCACCCUGGUCUCCUACGCGUUCAUCAUCUCUUCCAUCCUGAGAAUCCAGUCAGCCCAUGGCCGCAAAAAGGCCUUUUCCACUUGCUCUGCCCAUCUCGGUGUCGUCACGAUCUGGUACGGCUCCAGCGUCUUCCUGUAUGUCAAGCCAUCAGCCCACAACUCCCUGGAGCGGAACAAACUCGUCAAUACCUUCAACACAGUUAUAACUCCUCUGUUGAACCCCUUCAUUUACACACUCAGGAACAGAGAAGUGAAGGAAGCUCUGGGGCGCGCUUUCCAGAGAAAGUGAAGUGGCUUUGCAAGGGCCUCAGUGGGAGCAGAGAGAUUCACCCCAUCCCACCCAUCCCCGCUGCCCUGCACAAUCUCUCACCAAAGCGCAAGCGCCCCUGGGCAUCACAGGGCAUGAGAAGCCACCAGUUCCCCCGGCGCUCCUCUCACCCACCUUACAGCCCUCUUAGGUGGGGCUGAACUCCAAUUCUCAAUCCCCCCUUCCCUCUCUUUGCUCCUGGGUAAACUCCAAAUGUCUCACAAUGUUCAAAAGAGCAGCGCUUGGGAAGGGUCACCAACCCCCCCAGGAAGGGUUCUCCAAGCAGACACGGGAGCAGUGGUUCCUCCCUUGGGUUUGUGUUCCACUUUGCUCAGCGCUUCACUUUGUCAGGGAUUCACCUGAAUUGCCAGAGCGAUCCCAGCAGCUGCCCCACUGCUUUAGGAAAGGGCCUGGGUUGCUCUGCUCACUCUGACCUUUUCGCGGUGCAGCCGUGCCGUGUUCUUCUGGCAGUUUCACCAAAUCCUGCUCUGGUUCCAGGUAGAACUGGCAAUGUCUGGCACCUCUCCCUUUGGCUGUUAUUCCCAGCAUAAGACACUCAA
Cuculus canorus (common cuckoo) is the source of this 1727-nucleotide messenger RNA. Its product is annotated as olfactory receptor 6F1-like. Gene Ontology annotation, molecular function: olfactory receptor activity; G protein-coupled receptor activity. NCBI's taxonomy places the organism in Eukaryota, Metazoa, Chordata, Aves, Cuculiformes, Cuculidae. The record is from RefSeq and is a predicted model, not a curated record. Bases 157 to 1149 code for a protein of 330 amino acids. The transcript has 3 exons. Gene Ontology annotation, cellular component: membrane. Gene Ontology annotation, biological process: G protein-coupled receptor signaling pathway.